Osmerus eperlanus (European smelt) is the source of this 6330-nucleotide messenger RNA. RefSeq names its product regulator of G protein signaling 17 (gene rgs17). The record is from RefSeq and is a predicted model, not a curated record. The transcript has 3 exons. Lineage: Eukaryota; Metazoa; Chordata; Actinopteri; Osmeriformes; Osmeridae. The coding region runs from base 25 to 474 and encodes 149 amino acids.
UGUUGCAGGACUGAGGACCGGAGGAUGGACAGUAUCGAAGCCACAGAGGAGCAGCACCCUAGUCUAGAAGAGCUGGUGUCCUGGGCGCGGAGCUUUGAGAUGAUGAUGCGUUCGUCCGAGGGGCGGGAGCUGUUCAGUGAGUUCCUGCGUUCCGAGUACAGCGAGGAGAACCUGCUGUUCUGGCUGGCCUGCGAGGAUCUGAAGAAGGAGACCAACCCCACAGCUGUGGAAGAAAAGGCCAGGAUCAUUUAUGAGGACUACGUCUCCAUUCUGUCCCCUAAAGAGGUCAGCCUGGACUCUCGGGUCCGAGAAGGCAUCAACCAGACCCUGGCCGAGCCCAGCAACCUCAUGUACGAGGAGGCUCAGCUUCAGAUCUACACCCUGAUGCACCGCGACUCCUUCCCCCGCUUCCUCAACUCCUCCGUCUACAGAGACCUGCUGGACGGCCGGAGACGCUCCUGCCUGGACACUUAAAGGCACGCCACAGCGACCCUGCCCCCCCCACCCCCCAACCACCCUCCGAGACGACUACUUCUGCUACCGCCCCCCCCCCCCCCCACCCCCCGAGGGAGCCGCCGGAGCCGGGUUUGCUCUCUCCUUUUAUUGAAAAGACAUGGAGAGAGAAAAACGAGAGAGAAAGAGUGGAUGGUGGAAGCAGUGGUCCAGUGUGUGCUGGCCUGUCUGUCUGUCUGGUGGGCUCUGCUGGCCUUCCUCUGUCUGUCUGUAUGACUGUGUGGACCGGGACCAGAACGCCAUCCCCCUCAGGCUACUGGGACAAAGAGAUGGACAAACCCACUACUUCUGUACUGUAUACAGCUCUCCUCCUCUCUCUCUUUCUCUCUUUCUCUAUAUAUCUCUCUGUCUCUCUGCCAUUCUUUCUCAGAUAUCUACACCAUGCCUCAGGCUGAAGUUGUUAGUUUUUUUUUCCAGUAGAGGGUGUGGCUCCUGAGUGACUGAGGCAGUAGGGCUUGACCGUGGGUCAACCAUUUCUAGAACCCCCUGACUGUGCAUGAAACAAGGUUCUAAAUAUUAUCUCUAUCAAGGUUCUCUAUCCCUCUCUCUCUCCCUAAUCUCUCCGUCUCUGAUCUCUUAGCUUGGCGUUUUUUCAACCGCAGACUGAAAAAGGUUCUAGAACAUUGAGAUGUGUCUGACGAUCUUAACGUCUGACCUGGGAGCCUCGUCUCCCUCUAGCGCUGUCCCUCCCAAUGCAGAGUCACACAGAGUGCACUCCACCCUUUUAGCUUGUCCUUGUUUUAUUGAGAAAGUCAAAGGCCAUACAGCAGCGUUGUCCGUCGGUCCGUCCAUCUGUCCGUCCAUCGCAGCACUUUCCUUCUUUACAAUUCUAUGUGUGGGAGAAGUAAGGGCUAGAAUUGUGGUUGGGCAGCUACAUGUUUUAUGAACUUUACUUUCCACGGAGAAAAAUCACAAUGCCUUUUACAGUAUGUACAUGCGAGCAUGGGCAGCAUGGAAGCUGCCAGUGUCUGGAAACGACUUCGCUUUAACCGUGUCCUCCCUCCCUCCCUCCUCCCCCCCGCCUCACCCCACCCUCUCCUUUUUAGACCCUCCCCCUCUGACUCAAGCACAGGUAGGGAGCCACUGCUGGAGAAAAAAACAAAUCUUAACACCAAGACAAUAAAUCAUUAUUAACUCCUUCAAUUUCUAGAUGAAGAGAGUUUCAACAGUUUACUUUGUAGUUUUAUAUUGUAUAUAUAUUAUAAUAUAGAGAUGGUAAUCACAAUGCCUUGUUUUUUAAGGUCAUAUAUGAGAUGAAAGUGUUUAUAAUUAGGAGCGAGUGGUCAGUUACUAGACAGUAGGAGGUUUGACUGUGGUAGCAAGGUUGGAGUGACCCUAGCUGUGGACUGACUACUGGGUCAGUAUCCUGAUGGACCAGCCCAGAGAACCAGCACCUAGGUACAAGCCCAGUACCAGCCCACUGUAGUGAAGGACAAGGAGGUCUGAGACUCCUCUGGUUUACCAGCUGUGGAUGUGUGUGAAAGUGCGUGUACAUAUUUAUGUAUAUGAGUCUGUACGAGUGUGUGUAUGAGUGUGUGUGCAUGCCAGGCAGGUGUUUGGUAGUUCAGUGUCUGUUCUCCAGGACAAGUGAAGGGACUUGCCACUCACGCUUGCCCUGCCCUCCUCUCCUCUCCCACAACUGGCCAAAAUACACUUAAGACUUGACGGGGGGCAGUGUUGUAUUCCUAAUGUUGCCAACAUGCAGGACAUUUAUUAUUAUUACGUGUGUAAACAUACUGAACAUUUUCCUACAUUUUGAAGAGGGUCUUGACAUUGUUCCAACAUAGAAGUUUGAAGCAGGACAUGUUUAGGACAAUGACCUGACAUUGAAGCAAGAUGAACUACAUUUCUGAUAAAACAUGAAGAACUCAGCAGUGAGUCCAUGUCCAUCUCUAGAGAGUGAGACUUGUUGUGUUGUAGCUUGCUAGCUAACCUAGCGUGAAAGGUUCUGAAGAGUUCUUGGAACAGUGCCACGUUGGUGUGAGUAUUACCUUGAUACUGCCACCCUGUUGAUCUACCUGAAGUUCGUGUUGCCAAGGCCAGCCCAUAGUUCAUCCAACACUCUCACAGACUCACUACUAAAGUGCAAUUUGAUCAAAUUAUAGUCUGAAGUCUUUUACUUUUGUGCUCCUCCACGUUGGUGAAAGUAUUGUGUACCCUAAUGGUGACAGCCAUUUCGAACAUCCUACAAUUACUGUAAAACCCCCGAUAUCUUUCCUCACAUUUAGCCACUUAUGUAGGCCUACUUUUAGAUUUGUGGAGGCCCAUGUUCGCUGGCAAUAGAGUGCUUAUGUAUGCAGUACAUAUAGUCCACAGGUCAUGAAUGGAGACAACGAAGCGCUGUGCAUGCACCACAGUAGUUGGAAGUGAUGUAGCUCUACUUAGGUAACUGGCGGUGUGUUCGUCCAGACCGGGCAGCCUGUGGACUCGAGGCCCGUCGUGUUCCCCCGUAGCCCCUGUCUCCCCAGAAUGUUACACCAAGCAGACCAGGAAAUCAAGGUGCAAUCGAAGCCAAGUUUACAUUUACAUGGUGGUGAGCAGUGGUCCUGGAACAGUGUGAGGAACCCAGAGAUUAGGGUGGAGGUUGCUUUUGUCUUUGCCUGACAAACCCUUUCGGAUUAAGAGUGUUUAAGCAGACAGGUGGAGAGUGAAGGGGCUGAGGUCAGCUGGUUAUCUCCCCCUCCACCUUGAACGACAUUGUGAUUUUUACUCGGUGCCAGAAAGAAACAGUUAGAGUUAGUUUUAUCGGCAUUUCAACAUUGAUUUUACAAGCAAUGACGUGAAGUGUACUACGCAGUGUCACCGGUCUUGAAUUGGUUGACUUUUUGGGAAUUCAGAAUAAGUGGCUGUGGGCUUUUAUUGACGAAGAGGUAUAGAAGAGGAGUGAGACGACAGCCAGAAUCUCAGCUGUCGUCCACGUGCUGGUUUUCCUCCUGUACAGAGUCUGUCUGUGGGAUGUUUCACUACCUCUCAUGUUGGUUAUUUAUUUCACUUCAUAGUCGUCAAAUGUACUCGUUGUUUUUAGAUCUACUUGAAGCCUAACACUGUAAACAAAAAUGUGCACAGAAAUAUAUAUGUACCGAGAGGGUGGAGCGAGAUUAGCCAAUUUGUUUUCUUUGUUUUUUUUAGUUUGUUUGUUUAAUUGUAUUCAGCUGAACUAGAUUUUUAGAUCUAUAUAAAUAAUUCAGGAAAUACACUGUCUAAGGGCUAAUCCAUUUUGCCUAUGCAAAUCUGUUACUGUGGAGAUGAGGGGAAGGGCCAAGCUGAGGUACCUUUCAGAUGGAGUAGAUGGAACAAGGUUUACAUUGCCCUCUGCUGAUAGUCUUCAAUCUUAUUCAGCAAAAAUGUACGCUUAUAUAUUUGUUUCUAUAUAAAUAUUAUAACUAGUAAUAUACAGAGAAAAUAGUAUAUAUAUAUAUAUAUAUAUAUGCCUUGGUUAUGAAAAAAGACACCUUCAUGAAAAACAAAUAAAUUUGUUGUUGUUUCUGACCUGUGUUCUGAGAUCUGGGCUGAACGACUCAUGACUGGAAGAUGUACCUGAAUAUACCUAAAGACCACAACCCAUCCUUCACACGCCUGCCCAUGCACAAACACAUGACUACCCAAUGACUGGAAUACACACCUGCUUACGACCCAGACACAUCUAACUACAUUCAAGACAUGCUUGGAUAUCCACUGACUGGAGGAUGAGCCUCAUGACUGCUAUAGCAUCCAACCUAUCAGCUCCAUUUCCUGACAUACUUCAAAACCCACUGUUUCCCCUCAGUCCCAGGAGCUUGUGCGUGUGAUAAAAGCCACCUGAUGUUAUCAUUGAUAUUCGUAUUCUGCAAUGCUAUUGUCCAUUUCAGGUUCAAAACCAUAAUGAUAAUCAGUGGUGCUUACAGUGGCGUUUGUUCUGGAGUGUUGAAGGGCUAUUUCAGACGUGAAAGCCUAGCGGAGAUGUUGAAAACACCAGUCGCAAGCAGAGAUAUCUACCUCUUGGUUGCCAGAUCCUGUGAAAGCCCUCUAUCUGGCAUAUUAUAAUGUGUUUUAAACACGUUCAUAAAACACCACAGAGACAACUGUUGAUAGAGUCAGGGUGACAGGAGACAGGUGAUCAUGGUAAUGGAGCAGGUUUGUCCUCCACAACGCUGAUGACAUGCAGUAGAUUUUGAUGGAAGUGAUUGGAUGGAUCUCCAUACAGACUAUAUAUGUACAAUAAUUAUAGAGGGAAAUUGGAAUGUCAGAGUUCCCCUCGAUUUUUCAUCAUACCAUUUUUUCCUCAUGGCCAUAAUAUGGUGUACUAUAAAUGUAAAAUACAUCACUGUUUAAAAACAUGCCAAUGUAGCUACAUUCAAUCAGACUGACCUUGCCGUAAUUUCCGUGUGAACUUUUCUCUUGUCAUCACAUGAGGUUGAUGAAUCAUUGUUAUAUGAAAUUGCAUGGUAAUGUCAGGGAGACAGCUCUUCUGUGUCUCUUAGCUAACCCUCAAGUGCUGGAGCAGGCCAGGACCAACCCUAACCCUAACCCAGAGGCUAUAGACACCAAAGCCUGAAUCUUAACGGGUCCAUUUGAAACGUAUGGCACGACUACAAGGACCCUUAUUUCGUCGUGUUACUUCUGUGAGAGGGCACCAUUACAGCUGUGUCUUGUUCUAAGAUAGCGUUCAUUUUGUACAGGUAUUUGGUUGAAGAGUUUUCUUCAAUGCACACAACUGACAAGGCAAUCACACUCUGUUUAUUGAUUUCGAUGCCUGGACCUCCUAUCUCCCCCUGUCUCCAUGGAGAUUAUUUACGGCCUAUCCCAAGACAAAACAACUCUUUUAAAGUCACUUGAGUGAUUGAAAGUGAUAUUUUUUAUUCAGCAUGCUUUUGCUAAAUGAAAUAAUAAUUCAGUUAUUUACCAUAAACAAUACUGUAUAAGUAUAUAUUAAAGUACUGCAGUAUGCAGACAAUUAGUAAUGUUGGAACCCUUUUGAGAGGUUUAUAUUUUACUUCUAGUAUGUUUCACUAAUAUAUACAAUAUGAAUAUUGAAUUCUUUUUGAGUGUGUUCUUAUAGAUUGCCUGAAUGACUGAAACCCUCUUUAUAUUAAUGAGAAUAGGUCAUAGUUGAUCACUUCAGACAGAAUGACAGAAUUUAGUUGCAUGAUUUUACUGAGUAACCUUUAACAACCUAAAGGCCAUUUUAAGUGUUUGAAAUCUAUGACUUCAACUGUCUAGACGGCAUCCAGAAAGGUUGUUGCACAACAACUUCUGGUGACUAUGAACAUUUAUUUCUGUUUAUCAAGACAAGGGUCUAGAAUGAGUCUAUUAAAGUCCAUGUAACUGAUCUAGCUGUAUGAUAUGAUGUAACUUUUUAUGAGCUGCUAAAUGAUCUUGCCAUGGAAUAGUAAUCAAGGUAAACAUGAGAUUAUGUAAAUAUCACUUAGGGCUUUACAUAUUCAUGAUUGAGUAUGUUCAUUGACCAGAUACAUUUUCAAGCUCCAAACUGACCUAUAAAUGAGUGACUGACAGUUUGUUCACCAUCUUUAGAGACUCGACUUUACUCCAGAAUGGUUGUGUUGCCUCCUGAGAACAUUAAUCUUCAGCAGAACAGAUCGAUCCUCUCCAGCGAACCUUCUGUUUUCAUAGAAUGGCCCUAGGCUCUUUAGAGAAUGUUCUAUUCAAUAGAACAGAUAUAUCAUCUCUUGAGAAUGUUCUCUUCAAUUGAGCGCUUCUGUCCUUUUCUACGAGGUGGGACAUGUCCCAGUAGACAUGUUGAGAGAGACCCCUGGUCGUUGUCGCUUUUACAGAAGUGAAACCACUAAAACUCCUGCAAUAGGGUGCAGAGUUGCCAAA